Molecule: messenger RNA, 450 nt
Organism: Rhododendron vialii
Lineage: Eukaryota; Viridiplantae; Streptophyta; Magnoliopsida; Ericales; Ericaceae
Product: disease resistance protein BAK6-like
Exons: 1
Coding region: 1-450 (149 amino acids)
Molecular function (GO): protein binding
Source: RefSeq, a predicted model, not a curated record
AUGGAUGAUAUGUUCCUGCCUGGUAAACUAAGACUUCAACCGCACAAUUUCAAAACCCUGCUCAUGAACCUGACCCAACUAGAAAACCUGAAGCUUACUGGAGUAAACAUAUCUUCAGGUCUACCUGAUUCCUUGCUGAAUUUGUCCUCUCUAGCGACUCUCGACCUUGUUGAGACCGGACUCAAUGGAAAACUACCCGAUUCAAUUGGCUAUCUUGGGGUUUUAAAUUACUUGGAUCUCUCUUCCAACGAACUAUCUGGGCCUCUUCCUGAGUCGCUUGGAAAUUUCACGAGGAUUACUGUACUAAGUUUAUGGGAAAAAGAUUUGAACGGUCAAGUCCCAUCUACUCUCUCAAAUCUUGAGCAACUCAGCGAUCUCCAUAUUUUUUGCAACAGUUUCAAUGGUACAAUUCCCGAGUUCUUUUCUGGCAUUACCUCUUUAUUAAAGUAA